GCCGUGCCUCGUCUUCUUAUAUGCACGCCCAUGACCUACUAGGUGCCUCUCUCUCCUUCUGUCUUUCUCGUAUGCAUAGAUACCCCAGUAACCCCACCCCGUCUUUUAUGCCCUCACUUCCCCACGCGCUCCCGUUUGCCACGCUUGACAUCUCAUUUCUCGUCCACUCGCUUGCCCCGACGAAAGUCUGAUUUGGCCUGAAUCGCCCGCCAAAGGUCAAGAUCACCAAGCCCAAUCUCUUCUUCCUCCCAUCACACUAUUUUCAGAUAUACACUCUACCUUUGUUCUGCCCUGCUCUCAAUCCCUAUCCAACAAUGGCUACGGCCACUUGCACCACCACCAUGACCGACUCUCACGAAGAGCCCGCCCUUGGCUCAACCUCAAGCGCUCGUCCUCGUCUACAAGUCAGAGACGGUCUUAAAAAGCGCCGCCACUCUUCUUACGAGCCUCAGUCCUGGUCCGCAGACAACGACGACGUCCAACUCCUGGUCGAUCGCUUCCUCAAAGAGCUUGGUCGUCGUCUGGAGUUCUUAGACUCGUACGGGAGUCUCAAAUUCGACACUGGCAUUGAUCGCGCAUACACCACUCUCCACGCCGUCCAUGAAUCUUGCAGUUACGUAUCAGACGAGGUCAUCGACGCAGGCAGACGGCGGGCAAAGAUCAUGGUCGAUCUUCUGGACGACCGAUAUCGGGGUGCUCUGGCAAAGAAAGAGACAUUGGAACACAAGGUCCGCGAAGGUGUUCGCUUGAUGGAAAAGACUCUGGUCGAUUUCGAGACUCGCGCUUACGCCAUUCGUGAUGCUGGUCUUGGAGCCGUCGCAUCGGAUCUCAUGGAUUCUGGAAGGAGGAAGAUGGAUGAGGGGAUGCACAUGGCUACCGAGCUAGUUGACGAGGGUAUCGAUGCGGCCCGCCGCGCAAAGGAGGCUGUAAAGACCAAGAUCGACGAAGCCGUUAAACGCGCAAAGGAGCAAGGUCUUAUUACCUACCACGACUUACCGGAUCCGUGGAGGAUCAACCCACACAUUACUCGCGGCUAUCGUUUCUGCGAGACCAAGGUCGACUGCUUGCGUUCGUGGUUCUCUCUCUCCAACGAGACGGUCAACAUUUAUUCCCACUUCCUCGGUCUGCUAAUUGUUCUUUCCAUCGCCUUCUACUUUUACCCGACCUCGGUCCAUUUCUCCAUGUCGACAAAGUCCGACAUCUUUAUCGCUGCUGUAUUCUUCUUCGCAGCAUCAAAGUGCCUGGUUUGCAGUACCGUCUGGCACACCAUGAACUCCAUCUCGAACCAGACUCUCAUGGAGCGAUUUGCUUGCAUCGACUACACUGGCAUUUCUCUAUUGGUUGCCGCAUCCAUCAUGACUACUGAAUACACGGCUUUCUACUGUGAGCCCAUCAGUCGCUGGAUUUACAUGUCUCUGACUGCUGCUCUGGGUGUCGGAGGCGUCAUCCUCCCUUGGCACCCAACCUUCAACCGUAACGAUCUCGCGUGGGCCCGCGUUGCCUUUUAUGUGACUCUUGCUGGUACUGGCGCUCUACCUGUCACUCAGCUAAUCUACACCCGUGGCGCAAGUUGGGCAGCGUACUUCUACGCACCGAUUUUCAAGAGCUUGUUCGUCUACUUCACCGGCGCAUUGCUCUACGCUGCCAAAGUUCCUGAGAGAUUUGCUCCAGGUUUCUUCGACUACUUUGGUGGAAGCCACAACAUUUGGCAUUUCGCUGUACUUGGUGGCAUCUUGUUUCACUACAGUGCCAUGCAGAGCUUCUUCGGAGAUGCUUUCCGUCGUGCGGAGAGCCACUGCACUGUUUAUUAGAGACAGUCUUUUUGUCAAUCGUUUUUGUAUUCGCUUCUCUUCUCGAGGGCUCUUGCGCAAGUGUUGACAAGAUGUCCCUGUUUGUGCGUUUAUUUUCUUCUGACCCUUUAUUUUCUAAACUUCUUCACCUUCGCUUCUAACCAUUUUGUACAAACUAUCGUUGAACUUAUUGUAAAUACGAAGAGAAAUGAAACAAGACCAUAUACGAUGACUACUGGCC
Molecule: messenger RNA, 2031 nt
Organism: Aureobasidium subglaciale EXF-2481
Lineage: Eukaryota; Fungi; Ascomycota; Dothideomycetes; Dothideales; Saccotheciaceae
Exons: 1
Coding region: 315-1811 (498 amino acids)
Cellular component (GO): membrane
Molecular function (GO): signaling receptor activity
Source: RefSeq, a predicted model, not a curated record